GUGUGCAAAAAGGUAUAAAGGCACCUUUGAUAAAUUAAACCCAAAGUAGGUCAAAACAUUUUGACAUUAUUUAGCGAAAGGAGUGGAUUUAUAUCGAUAAAAAAGUAUAAUGUAGGAAUUGGUAUUUUCCCAGGAGUACAAUGUAGAAGAUACUUAAUUAAGGCUUACAGUUAUAAUAACUAUAGAACACAUCAAUGUUUAAAAUUUAAAUCAAUAUUUAAAAUAACGGUGAAAGAAAUAGACAUUUUUAUCGAUUUUACAAUGUAAAUAGAUCAACUAAAAGCCUAGUUGGGGAAAAGGCAAAAUGGCUACAGGUCGACAAAUUGAUACGGAUAUUCUUUCGGAUGAAAUAUUUGAUGUAUUAUGUUCAAUGUGUAUAAAUGAAGGCAGGAACACUGAAGGUGAAAAAUACUGUGUCGAUUGCCGUGAUUAUUUCUGUGUUAGUUGUGUCAAAGUUCACAAUAAAGUGCCUUUAUGUGCUGGUCACAAGGUAUUGGAUAAAUCUCAAGUUAAGUCAGGAGCCAGUAAAGGUCUGCCGAGGGCACCAGCAGGGAGAUGUGACAGACACGGCCAUAAAGAUAUUGAUAUGUACUGUCAGAACCAUGAUAAUGUUGGCUGUUCUACAUGUAUGGCAGUUGAUCACAGAUUAUGUAAGGAUACAUUCUACGUACCAGAAUUUAUCCAAAACAAUACUUAUCAAGUUGAAUCGAGAGACAUUCAAACAAAACUCAAGGAAAUAGCCAAGACCCUUGAAAAACAAGCUGAUAGAUUUAAACAAGAUAAACAAAGGCUGUUAAAGAGGAAAGCAGAGUUUCUGGCUGAUAUCAGAAAAUUCCGACAAGAAAUCAAUGGUCAACUUGACAAGCUGGAGAAAAGUUCUAUUGAUGAGAUAGAAAGUAGAGUCAAAUGUCUUGAAGACAAAAUCGAAGACACUUUAAAACAGCUACAAGCAAACAAGUCCAGGAUUAAAUCAGCUAAUGAUAAGUUAGCAUCUACAAACACAAAUCAUUCUGAAGAGUUUGUUUAUGUGAAGAUGGGAGAAGAUACUGCAAAUGUUGCCAACAAAUAUAUUGAGCAUGCCCGAAUGAAAUGUACAGUAGAUGACAUCGAGUUUCAACCUGACAGAACAAUUCUUACACAGUUAGAACAAAGGAAGAUCCUAGGAACACUAUCAGAGAAACCUACAAAGCCUGCUGCCAUUUUAUUUCAGAUUAAAGGAAAUCAAUCAUAUAAUGUUAAAGUUAAGUCAGAUAAAAAAAACUGUUAUAUCAUUAGUGCCUGCUGUAUGGAAGAUGGUACAAUAAUUCUAGCUGAUAACAACAACAAGAAGCUUAAACGGUUACACAGUUCUAACUAUACUGUCACAGACUACUGUGAUCUACCUGGAGGACCAUGGGAUGUGUGUAUAAUCAAUAACAAACAAGUAGCAGUGACUGUUGAAUCAUUAAAGGAAAUUCAUUUCAUUUCUCUAAAAAGAAAAAUGAAAACAACAAACAAGAUUAACACUGAUUUUGCAUGUCUCCAUCUUGCAUAUGCAAACAAUAAUUUAUAUAUUUCAGAUUCUUUCCCAUCAGUAUAUAUGUAUACGUUGUCUGGGAGGAAACUUAAUCAGUUCAGUAAGGAUCAAUCAGGACAUAAGUUGUUCUCUAGCAUAGACAGUCUAGCUGUCAGUAAGGAUGCUACUAGGAUUUAUGUUGUUGACUGCAAUAAUGGACUGAUAGUACUGGACAACAAUGGUCAGGUUAUUACAUCAUUUAAUGACGAGCAAUUUAAUAAGGGGGCAGGAUGUUGUUAUUUCACUGAAGCAGGCAGUGUGCUGGUAUCUAGAUUCAAAUUCAAUAAUGUUUUACAGUUUACAUGUGAUGGUGAGCUGAUAGGAGAGGUUGUAAAAGUUAAUAGUGGAAACGAAAGAAUCAUCGUGUCUGUCUGUUGUAAUCAACAAAUGACAAAGAUGUUUAUAAGUAUAUUUUUUGAUGACAACAUUGAAGUGUAUGACAUCUAAUCAGUAAAACAAAUGAUUUACAAAAGAAAAAUAAACAUUUUUUAAUACAUGCAUGCAAAGAGUGUAUCAUGUUUUAUUUUAUUAUAGGUAAUAAAUUUCUGUCAGAGUUCCCAUUUUUGAAUGCAUCUGGUU
Ruditapes philippinarum (Manila clam) is the source of this 2134-nucleotide messenger RNA. RefSeq lists its product as uncharacterized. Gene Ontology annotation, cellular component: chromatin; nucleoplasm. Bases 305 to 2002 code for a protein of 565 amino acids. NCBI's taxonomy places the organism in Eukaryota, Metazoa, Mollusca, Bivalvia, Venerida, Veneridae. The transcript has 2 exons. The record is from RefSeq and is a predicted model, not a curated record. Gene Ontology annotation, biological process: positive regulation of DNA-templated transcription. Gene Ontology annotation, molecular function: zinc ion binding; ubiquitin-protein transferase activity.